Messenger RNA from Onthophagus taurus, 1888 nucleotides. Its product is annotated as max-binding protein MNT. The record is from RefSeq and is a predicted model, not a curated record. Gene Ontology annotation, molecular function: RNA polymerase II cis-regulatory region sequence-specific DNA binding; protein dimerization activity; DNA-binding transcription factor activity, RNA polymerase II-specific. Gene Ontology annotation, biological process: regulation of transcription by RNA polymerase II. NCBI's taxonomy places the organism in Eukaryota, Metazoa, Arthropoda, Insecta, Coleoptera, Scarabaeidae.
GCAUCACAAGCUGGCUGGCCGCGUGGUGGGGCCCCCUCGCGUCGGCCCCCAACAGCAACAGCACCCGAUCAUCAUCUCACGUGACCCAACCAACAUCAGCAGAGUGCACAACAACGCCGCAAAGAAACAACUACGACACACGUGUUAAAAAACACACAAAAAGUUUUGCGUCGUCCCCAAAACGGGGGGGACAUAAAUUUUCUUAUAAUAACAAAAUAAAAUUUUCGUUAAAUGAAUUAAAAUUGGUGUGUUUGUUUUUUUCGUAGCCGAUCAAAUACAGUGGCGUGGAAAAUUUAUUUUCUCUCAUCGAUGGGUGUGAUCGCGACGUGACGUCACGCGCGCAAUACACCUCCCAUUGGUCGAUACGCCACGGCACACGUGAUGAUGGAGUUGUGUGUAUCGUGACCUGGUCAGGGAAGUUGGCUUUGAAGAAAAAAAAAUACCAAGUACAUGAAUACAUGAAAAAAUAGUUUCGAUUAUGUUUUAGAGUUAAAAAAGUAACAAAAUUUUUGAUAGUGGUGGUGUAUUUAUUAAGAUAUUGAGUGAGUUUUCGGAUUAAAAACAAGUUCGAACUCCCAAAAAAAGCAACAUUUUCAUCAUUUUCGUUCUCUUCUCACACAUCUAGGAAACGACAUGAACGUAGAAACAUUACUUGAAGCUGCAAAAUUCUUAGAACUCCAAGAAGAACGUCAACGUCAACGCGAACAGGCAACAAUAAAAUUAACUCACCCUUUACAAAUAAACCAACACAACCAUAACAAUCAAAUUCAUCAUCAACCCAUUUCGAUUACAACAUUACAAUUAUCACCGCAUCAAUUACAUCAAAACCAAACAACUCAACCCCCGCCACAACCACAACAACAACAACUCCCGCCAACAAUUACAACAACAGCAAUACCAACCUUAAUUAGGACGUCAACAAAACAGGAGUCUCCAUUACCGUCAACAUCCCCGCGUCAAAUUAAUAACAGUUUUGACAUAAUUAAUCCUUUGGUUAUCGACGAUUCGGGUGAACCAAAAAGAAAACAACCCCCAAUUCCAUUUCGAACGGGUACGCGAGAAGUCCAUAACAAACUGGAGAAGGAUCGUAGGGCCCAUUUAAAAGAAUGUUUUGAUGCGCUAAAAAAGCAACUACCCAGGGCUCAAGAUGAAAGGAAAUCUUCGAAUUUAAGCAUUUUGCACUCAGCUUUGAGGUACAUUCAAUCGUUGAAGAAGAAAGAACGCGAUUUAGAACACGAAAUGGAGAGUUUGGCGCGACAAAAAAUUGCUAAUCAACAACGAUUGGCUGUGUUGAGGAAAGAUUCCGGGGUUUCAAUUGAUGGUUUAGACAUGACGGGGUUAUUACCGGAAGUGAUGGGAAGUCCGGAUGUAGUUGAAAAAAUGGAUGAUGAAGAUGAGAAAGUUAUGGAGAAAUUACCUUUACCCAGGAUGAGUGUUAAUAAUCAAAAUAACGGAAUUAAAGAAGGUUCUUCAAUGCAAGCUUUAUCGGUGGUCCCCGUAACAUACCCAAUGAGUCAAGUUGUUCUUCAAAAAGUUCUCGUACCGAAAAACCUUUCCGAACUCCCCUUGGUUUCAAGUCCUGCGACGGCGGUGGCGCAUUUUAUCACCCCACAACCUUUAAGCGGCAAAGUGGUCCCUUUGGUGAACGCCCAAUACGUGGUAAAACCCGUCGUCGUCGUUAGCACCCCAUCCAGACCAAGCUAAUGAGAUUAAAAAGUUCGAAAUAAUAACAAUUGCAAGUAUUUAUUUAUUUUGAGUGGAAGUCCGUGAUAAUUCUGCUUACGAUUUGAUGGUACAGAUUUCUUUUGAAUUCUCUGUAUAGAUCUCUAGUGUUGUAUAAAUCUUUUUAAAUUAAAUUAAUAAAUGGAAAUUAAUGAUGUAACAUUAA